AUGUCCCGAGUGGAAGCCCUCGCAGACCCCAAACUUUGCUCGCUCCUAAAGGGUCUCCGUACGGACAUCGCCAUGGCCGUGGACGACGCCUUCCCGCUGGUUCAUGGCUUGGCCGACAAGAACGUCAUCAGUGAGCAGAUGCUGAAGGACACCGUGGAGCAGGAGGGCAGAGAAGGGAUCCACAAGGCCUUGUACUCGCUGCUCUCCUGGGUACUGGACCAGAGUACUUCCACCGUGCGGGCCUUCUGGAGGAACCUGAACAAGGCCUACAACCUGGACAGCUACCCCAAGCUGCGACCACUCCUCGCUCCCCACAGUGCUGCCAGCGACGUUGCGUCUCCUCCAGGCAAGAGGACUCACGGAAAAAAGAGGAGCCACAAGGACAGAGAAGCUCAAUAUCGCACCAAGACAAGCGACGGAUCUGCAGCGUCAGUCCAGAAAGGAGGAGUCCCCUCGUCUUCAUCGUCUCUCUCCACCGGUGAGCUGUCAGGCAAGUGUGGAUCAUCUAAAGAGAAGUUCUUUAGCCCAGAUGGUUCUGCAAGAAAGUACAUCAAAGUGCCAGGAGACUUUAACAAACGUAAAGAGCUGAAGUCCAAAGCUGUCAUGGCAACCUUUCAACACAAGACGGAGACAACGGCAGGCUCUACACAGAGUCACCACAACGACGACGAGUGCGCCGCGUGCACAGACGGAGGCGAGUUGAUCUGUUGUGAUGGAUGUCCACAAGCUUUUCAUUUAACCUGCCUGGACCCUCCGCUCACAUCGAUCCCCAGCGGUUCUUGGCGAUGUGAGGGCUGCAGUGGCAGAGUGGGGAAAGAAGAGAAAACCCAGCAACGUCCACGGACAAAAUCUAACACCUCUACUGUAGACAUGUCAUUCUUCCCCUUGCUGUCCUCUUCCACAGCCUCUGCCAAGGAGUGUCCAGACUCGUGUGGUAUUUGUCACCUGGGAGGAGGAGACCUCGCCCGCUGCCUCCAGUGUUCCAAGCGAUACCAUCGCCACUGCCACUUCCCCAUUGGGAGAUCCAUCUGCCUGUCGUGCUCCAUGACGUUGGUCAGCACUGCAGAAAAGGAGGCCGAGUCAAAAUGUUUGCAGCUUCCCAUACCGGUCCACAACCCACACGGCCAUGACCAGCGCUCAUCCGUACAUAAAGAUGAAUUGGACUCCAUCCUGGGAGAUCAGGCCUCCCUGGAUAGCAUCCUGCAAUGGGCUUUCCAUAACAUCCCUCAACCUCUUCUAAAUUCUCACGGAUGCUAACAGUGACUUGGAGUCAAGCACCUUCCAACUACUAGUACUAGUACUACGACUGCUACUUGUACUAUUACUACGACUACUAUUGAAAACAAUUAAGUCAUUGUGCUUAAUAACAGCAAAGAACGCUGAGGAACGCUGCAAAAGAGGAAACUGAAGUCAGUUGUUUUGCAUUUAAUGGCAUUUCAAGUUUUAAAGAAGACUGUGUAAUAAUAUGAUAAUAAUAUUUCACAUUAAUCAAAGUGUGACUGCAGAACAAAAUGUCUUGAAAAAUAUGCUCUUUAAAAGAAAUACAAGAAAAUCACACAAAAAAUCUACUUAAAGAGCGCAUCUCUAGAAAUAUGACUAAAAGGGAUUUUUCUCCAGAAAAUGUCAUUUUUUUCUCUAUCAACUUUAACUAACUAACUUUUCAACUUUGUUAAAUGACUUUUAGUGUCAAUGAAAGAUUAUAGUCAAUAUUAAAAUAAAUUAAAAACAUGAUGCACGACAGUCAGUCUAACACUCCAAAUAAAAUAAAAACAUGUCCAAACACAAUCAAUUAAUUAAAUUUAUCCAACGCACAAAACAAAACAUUUAUACAAAUAAAGAUAAUAAUAACAUUUGCAAUUAAUCAUAAAGUAUUACUGUCAUACUUUUCCAUAUAGUCACAAAGUUACAGGACACUGUACUCUGUUUGAGUGUGAGGUGACUAAACCCGUCUGACUUGCAACGUGUUGGCAUUUCUCUCCGUCAUAAUCGACGUGACAAGCAGAGAUUCACCACCUAAUCUUUAUCUUCUGCUUGAAAGCUGUGCUGAUCUCGAAUCUGAAGCGAUGCAACUCCACCAUCUACAGGGAUCUGUCCGUCAAUACAGUGGUUUACAAAGCUGAGUUUCACAGACAAGCUGGGGGAGACCCUUUUCUACGUCUACCCCUUGAAAAACUAAAUUGACGACGACAGUAUAUCUGUCGGAUUGCACUUUCCGAAUAUAAGCGUCCACGGUAGAAUAAGUUCAGGAUACUUUUUCUCAGUAGGGGUUAGGUCAGGGCAUGACAGUGGCCGUAUCUCAUUUGAGGUUGCAAGAAUCGCAUCCCAGAGUUUCUGUUGAGUUUUACUGCCAUCCAGAUGGCAGUUGCACAAUCUCGCGUUCAGCAAAUUCACGCUCACAUCGCAGCAGAUGGUUUCAAUCCAGCGAGGUAUGAAAGCAGAGAAAAUCCUCUGUUGCGCAGGAAUUCCUCCAAGACACUCACCCUGUUGCGGAAUGUUGUUUUUGUCAUGGGAUUUCCAGGGUUUUAGCAUGACUGCCAGCCAGCCAGCACACAUUUUACACCCCUCGGUAUUUGGUCGCCAUGACGCCCAGCUCCUACAGGUCUAAAAAAACAGAGGCUGAGUAAAAUGCUCCUUCCACACUGUCCAUGUGUGCAACACUUCAUUGCACACGUGCUUCCAAAUCAUCCUGGGGGGGAGGGAAAAAAAACAUCCACCCAUCCAUCAUUUAUCAACCUGUAUGAAAAACAUGUAAGGCCAGGAACAACAGAUUAUCGGAUAGUAUCAGAAUGUGGAACAAGUAUGCAGUAAAUCCCUCAGUUUGAGGCCAAACAGCGGCCUUAAACAGUCAUUCCAGCUGCGGCCAAAACAUCUGCUAACAUGCUUUCUUCUUCACUCUGUUUACUCCUAUGUUGCUGUAAUAUGGUUAAUGGCAUACAGUGGUGCCUUGAGAUACGAGGUGAAUUUGUUCCAUGACCACACUCGUAACUCAAGAAACGUGUAUCUCAAAUCAUCUUUCCCCAUUGAAAUGAAUGGAAAUGCCAUUAAUGGAUGAAUAAGUGCUGCAUGUCAGGUUCGGAUUUGGUUUUCCUUGCACAGAACAGCUUUGUUGCCAUACUGAGGAAGGACUAUUGAUUGUCCAUGUGGGGAAGCAAGGAUACAAAUAUACAAAAAGUGGUGGUUUUUUUUGGCUAACGAUAUCUGCAGAGAUGCAAUGGGAACAUUACGGAGAAGUCAACAACAGACUUAUUGAUCGAUGUUCGAAAAAGACAUAAAGCUGAAAAAGAGGCUGCAUAUGCGUUAUACAUAAUAUAAUGAAUUCAGUUUUUUGGCUUCCUGCUCCGACUGAGAAUUAUUCAACAUUAUGAGCUUUCACUGCUUGGGCCAUGGCAAUCUUUGGUCAGGUAGCUUUUAAAACUGUUGGUUACACACUAGGGCUGCACAAUAUAUCGUAAUAUAUAAUAUACUGUCGGUGUACAACAGUCACAUUACAAGGGUCCUGCGCAAUGUUAGUGUACUGAUUUGCUGUCAAUCAACUUUAAUAUUAAUAAGUGACCACCAAAGGGGGAUGGUUGGGCAUUCUAAUAAGAUUAGCACCGAUGUUACUGUAAAUUACAACCCAUCAAGCAACACAGACGGAGCAGCCCUGAGGGUUACUUUUUUGUUUUGUUUUUUGUGUGAUAACUACUAAUGAGGACACAGGAAACAAUUACAUGGCUGCAUUUACUGUAUCUCUCUUCAGAAUGUGAUGAAGGAAUGCAAGUUACAACAGAUUAGACUCGGGGGGGAGGGAGGAGAGCCACGCCAUUACUGAAGCGACAAACUUCAGGUGUACACAACGUCUU
Molecule: messenger RNA, 3842 nt
Organism: Phyllopteryx taeniolatus (common seadragon)
Lineage: Eukaryota; Metazoa; Chordata; Actinopteri; Syngnathiformes; Syngnathidae
Gene: aire
Product: autoimmune regulator
Exons: 12
Coding region: 1-1257 (418 amino acids)
Biological process (GO): regulation of transcription by RNA polymerase II; humoral immune response
Cellular component (GO): cytoplasm; nucleus
Molecular function (GO): DNA binding; translation regulator activity; DNA-binding transcription factor activity, RNA polymerase II-specific
Source: RefSeq, a predicted model, not a curated record